This is a messenger RNA of Eupeodes corollae, 524 nucleotides long. RefSeq lists its product as uncharacterized. Gene Ontology annotation, molecular function: odorant binding. The record is from RefSeq and is a predicted model, not a curated record. Gene Ontology annotation, biological process: sensory perception of smell. Lineage: Eukaryota; Metazoa; Arthropoda; Insecta; Diptera; Syrphidae. The transcript is spliced from 2 exons. Bases 55 to 522 code for a protein of 155 amino acids.
CAACUAUAAAAAGGCACCUUUUCGACCAUAAUAGCUAGAAAUUUUUUUUGAAAAAUGAAACUCUUCGUACUUGUGUUUAUUACAGUUAACUGGUUUGUUCUAUCAUGGUGCCAACCAACAACGACGAAGACGUCAAUGCAGGCAUCAAUGCCUGCCACUACUCAGGCAUCAAUGACCUCUGCCGCCGCCGCUGCUGCCCCUGCCACUAUAGAUGAUGCAGCCAAAAAGUGCAUGGCCCAAGAGAAUAUUGAUCCACAAUAUUCUAAGGACUUUGAAAGUGGAAAAAUUAAACCCGAAAGUGUAUCCACAUCUUACAAAUGUUUCAUCCAUUGUGUCGUUGAAGCCAGAGGAUUCAUGAAGAAUGGACAACUUCUGGAAGAGAAUAUAGUUAAGGCGGCUGAGAAUAUCAAAAGUGUCGAUGAAGUGCGUAAAAUUAUUGGAAAUUGUAAAAUCGCUAAGGCCCAAAAUCCCUGUGAAGAGAGUUUCAAUAAAUACAUGUGCAUUAGAAGUGAAUUGAAAUAAAA